AUGGGUAGAGAUCACUUCACUAAGCAACACGCUAGAUCCGGUCACAGAGAGGCUCCAAAGUCUGACAACGUCUACUUGAAGUUGUUGGUCAAGUUGUACUCCUUCUUGGCUCGUCGUACCGAUGCUCCAUUCAACAAGGUUGUCCUUAAGUCUUUGUUCCUCUCAAAGAUCAACAGACCACCAGUUUCUGUUUCCAGAAUCUCCCGUGCUUUGUCUCAAAAGGGUGCUGCUGACAAGACCAUUGUCGUUGUUGGUACCGUCACCGAUGACAACCGUAUCUUUGAGUUCCCAAAGGCUACCGUUGCUGCUUUGAGAUUCACUGCUGGUGCUCGUGCUAAGAUCUUGAAGGCUGGUGGUGAGGCUAUCACUUUGGAUCAAUUGGCUACCCGUGCUCCAAAGGGUCAAAACACUUUGCUCGUCAGAGGUCCAAGAAACUCCAGAGAGGCUGUUAGACACUUUGGUUUCGGUCCACACAAGAACAAAGCCCCAAGAAUCUUGUCCAAGGGUAGAAAGUUCGAGAGAGCUAGAGGUAAGAGAAACUCUAGAGGUUUCAAGGUCUAAGCCUCUUGAGAUCUUGCUCUUCUACUUACUGACAAUGAUUGGUUAUGAUUUGCUUUGCUUCUAUAAUUGUGUAAUUUUAUUUGGAAAUGGGUUUUUGUUAUCAAUGGUUGUCUAAUAAUGAAGUGUAGUUUGAGGCUAUCACAAAUGUGUGUAGGUAUAUGGGUGGUUAUGACGUUACCGUCACGUGACUGUCGCUUACUU
Molecule: messenger RNA, 762 nt
Organism: Williopsis jadinii
Lineage: Eukaryota; Fungi; Ascomycota; Saccharomycetes; Phaffomycetales; Wickerhamomycetaceae
Gene: RPL18B
Product: 60S ribosomal protein eL18
Exons: 2
Coding region: 1-561 (186 amino acids)
Biological process (GO): translation
Cellular component (GO): ribosome; cytosolic large ribosomal subunit
Molecular function (GO): structural constituent of ribosome; RNA binding
Source: RefSeq, a predicted model, not a curated record